CAACGACGCCUGCGCAGUGUGACCGGGAUGGCGCAUUUUCAUGCACCGAGUGAUGCGGGGUCGCUGGCGGCUGAGGAGGGCGGAGAGUUCUGUGGUGAAGUAGGGGGAGGGAUCCAUGUAGGCGUCAGGCGGAGCGUUGCUCUGAACUAUAAAGUGGGAAGUUGAUGCUGGGCACUACUACGCCCGGGCCGGCGGCGCGAAAGUUGUGAUCUCACCGUUGAACCCCUUAAGAAUUGGAACAAAGGUGGUUAGCUCUGACUUCUGGGCAAGAGUAUACUUGCCUCCAUAUGAAGACAAAAGAGUUCUUGAAAGAUCAGCUUUGAAGUUUAAAAACAAUGGAGAAAACUCAAGAAACAGUCCAAAGAAUUCUUCUAGAACCCUAUAAGUAUUUACUUCAGUUACCAGGUAAACAAGUGAGAACCAAACUUUCACAGGCAUUUAAUCAUUGGCUAAAAGUUCCAGAAGACAAACUACAGAUUAUCAUUGAAGUGACAGAAAUGUUGCAUAAUGCCAGUUUGCUCAUCGAUGAUAUCGAAGACAACUCAAAACUCCGACGUGGCUUUCCAGUGGCACACAGCAUCUAUGGAAUUCCAUCUGUCAUCAAUUCUGCCAAUUAUGUGUAUUUCCUUGGCCUUGAGAAAGUCUUAACCCUUAAUCACCCAGAUGCAGUGAAGCUUUUCACCCACCAGCUUUUGGAACUCCAUCAGGGACAAGGUCUAGAUAUUUAUUGGAGGGAUAAUUACACUUGUCCCACUGAAGAAGAAUAUAAAGCAAUGGUGCUGCAGAAGACAGGUGGACUCUUCGGAUUAGCAGUAGGUCUCAUGCAGUUGUUCUCUGACUACAAAGAAGAUCUAAAGCCACUGCUUAAUACACUGGGGCUCUUUUUCCAAAUUAGGGAUGAUUAUGCUAAUCUACACUCCAAAGAAUAUAGUGAAAACAAAAGCUUUUGUGAAGAUCUAACAGAGGGAAAGUUCUCCUUCCCUACUAUUCAUGCUAUUUGGUCGAGGCCUGAAAGCACGCAAGUGCAGAAUAUCUUGCGUCAGAGAACCGAGAAUGUAGAUAUUAAAAAAUACUGUGUACAUUAUCUUGAGGAUGUAGGUUCUUUUGAAUACACUCGGAGUACUCUUAAAGAGCUUGAAUCUAAAGCCUAUAAACAAAUCGAUGCACGUGGUGGGAACCCUGAGCUUGUAGCCCUAAUUAAGCACUUAAGCAAAAUGUUCAAAGAAGAGAAUGAAUAAUAUUAAGCCAUUUCCAGUUAGACCUGGUAGCUUAUUGCAGUUGACUAUUUUUUUGUCUUUUAGCCUAUCACUUUUUAAAAAAUUUGGACCGAGCUGUCACUCUCCACAAACCGAAUGAAUGAGGGUGAUGUAAAUGAGGUGGUUUUGAUUUAGAACCCCUUUGUAUAGAUAAUCAUCAUAGUACAAAGUUGAAAGAAUCAAAACGGGCCACAUUUAAGUAGGUCUGAUUUGAAUGUCAGAAUGUGCUAUGUCUGGACCUUAUGGACAACUGCCACAAAUGUUCUGUUGAUUCUGUCAAUAAAGAAGACUUCAGCUUCCAGGAA
This is a messenger RNA of Mustela lutreola (European mink), 1561 nucleotides long. It is a transcript of the gene GGPS1, whose product is annotated as geranylgeranyl diphosphate synthase 1. The record is from RefSeq and is a predicted model, not a curated record. Gene Ontology annotation, biological process: isoprenoid biosynthetic process. The transcript is spliced from 5 exons. Lineage: Eukaryota; Metazoa; Chordata; Mammalia; Carnivora; Mustelidae. The coding region runs from base 336 to 1238 and encodes 300 amino acids. Gene Ontology annotation, molecular function: prenyltransferase activity.